GACGUAACUGGCUGUCGAAACGACCAGCCGACGAGCGAUCGAGCGAUCGGACGCACGAGGGCGAGCGAGCAAUUCGAGCGAGCGCUGAAUGAAAGCCCCAGGUUCCAUGCCGGCGCGCUUCUAAACCGACGGCUUCGCUGGUUUUCUUCUAAGAGGCCGUACGGUCAGGCAGGAUCACAUGCCGCCCAUCGAUCCCAGGCCGCGGGCGGAGCCGGGCGAGGCCGCAGGAUCGGCUGGAACAACGAUGCAACAACCAGCCGGCUCGGCUGCGUUAGCCGUCUCGGACGCGUCGACGGAUCAAACGCGCCUCGCGGAUGGCCGCCCCGAACACAUGCCGUCAGCCGGCUUCUCGCCGCCCGCCGUCGCCGCGACGCCCCCACUUCAGCUCCCGCCCCUCGCUCUCGCCUUCCCCAGCGAUCCCACCACCGAGCUCGCGCCGAUCCAGCAGCCGCAUGAGAAGCCCACCGGGCCCUCCGGCCAGACCUUGCCGCCGUUGUCCUCCGUCACUGGCGCACAAGCCCAUGCACCGCUCCCGAAGCCGCCAGAGCCUGCGCAUCCCGCUCCGUAUACCAAAACGACCAACUACUGGCCCAGUCUCAACCCUUUCACAGCAUACUACACACCCAGCUAUCUAGAUCCUGUCGAGUCGUCGCCGGGCACAGUCGUGGAGCAGAACGCCGCCCGGAGGGGUCCCAGCGUCAGCUUAGAUGACCCCGACGUGAGAAUGGCUGCUGAAGCGCUGGGGCAGAUGAGAGCGGACUUUGGCUCCUCCCCACGCCAUCGCAGCACGUCGCUCGCUUCAACACACAGCGAUUGCAAGCCCUCCCGCGACCUCUCCUCCGUCAGUCCCUCGCCCCAAACCAACGGCCGCAGCCCGCCGGAGCCAGAGCCCCUCUUGACGCUGAUCACGACUUCGCACCCCCUCUUGGCCACUACCAUCGAAGGAGCGGCUUCCGCCUACAACAGCGGCAAAAACUACUCGCCUCGUCUCAGAACGAGCGCCGAAUACGUUGAGAGCUACCUCAAGCCGGUCGGAAAAGCCGUUGGCAAUGUGGGCCGGAAAACAGGUGUGGAGGGUGGCGUGCGCUGGAUAUUCGGCAGGCGCAGCAGGAAACAACAAGCGUCCGCGGAUAUCGAGACGGGCGAGCGCGGAAGCAACAAGCGACUCAAAUCUGAGCGGGAUGUUGAGAAGAAGAACCCCUCGGAUGCGCCGUACGCGGACUUGGAUGCCGAUGCAGACGACCGGCGCACGUCGAUCAGUACCGUAGAGACGCUCCCCGCCUAUGACGACCAACGAUCGCCGGCAUAUACCGAGGUGGCCGAGGAUUCGACCGGCUCGAGACCGGAACUCGGGUCCUCCCCGCAGCCGUGGGGCCAGCGGUUCGUCGUGACCACAUCUGGACUUGGCGUGGCCAUGAAGCAAGAAAGUCUGCGGAGUCUUCGAUACUGCCUGCAGGUGCUGAGGGACACACAUGGGUACAUCGAUGGUGUCCUUGUCAAGCUCAAGAGCGUCAUCGACGAGUUCGACGCUGCAGCCCGCACCGACGGCGAGGAUCGUGCCAUGGUCGGAGGGCCCGACGCGAACCCACAAACAGCAGCCCAACGGAAGACGCUCAUCCAGCGCAUGAGCGAGCUCCGCGACGAUCUUUUCCGCGUCAUCUACCGCACGGUGCAGACCAUCUCAAAGUACGCCGGCGGCGCCCUCCCGGAGAACGCAAAGAACAUCGUCCAACGCCAGCUGAUGAGUCUGCCGGGGCUCUACCAGUUCCAUUACGUCCGCGAAUCGGAGGGACGACCCGAGGACCCCAGCCCGGAGAUGCGAGCGCGGAAUAGCUCGCACUUGGCGCUGCUCUUCGCACGAGAGUCACUGCAGUUGAUGAGCCAAGUCGCCGACGUCCUCAACCGGACUCUCGUGAGCGCCGAGGAGUGGUGCGAGACGCUUUACGGGAACAGGGAACAGACUGGCCCGCCAGCAACGCUUACCGAGCCGCCUCCAGCGCCGGCUCGGCCAACAGUGUCGGCCGACCAGAAUUCACGCAUGUCGGGUUGAGCACGGACUGCCCGGGGAACUGUGGCGUCGUGGUGAUGGUGGAGGGAGUAUGGCGAAAGACAGGACAUCUCAGAGGGUUAGAAGGUUGGAAGCGUGGCGCAAGGCGUGUGUUCGUCAUAACCAAAAGGGUUUCGGGAGAGCAAACCAAAGCAACAAUGGCUUCCUCGCCAACAGGGUCGUUAGCAGUGUCGGAUGCUCUGUCUCCGUGCGUCAUGGUUGGAGACCGUGUUCCCUUUUUGGAGCUGUCGUUGUUGAGUCACAUGGGCGGCUCCGGAGCCUCUGCAGUCUCGGGCUCAUCUCUUUCGUUCCCUAUCUCCUUUCCUUGCUCUUUUCUUUGGAAUACCUGGAUACCUUGUUUAAAUACACCUGUCCUGCAACGAUGCUACUUCAGCAGUCCUUACAUAGCAUGGAAGCAAAGGAAGUAAAGUCGGUCCGGCUCGACUCUGUUGCGUCUGGGCUUCUGCGUUCCCCAACAAUUGCGCUACAUCACUCAGAGUCAGGAGCGACUGGGACCUGCCAGU
Messenger RNA from Thermothielavioides terrestris NRRL 8126, 2571 nucleotides. RefSeq lists its product as uncharacterized. Gene Ontology annotation, molecular function: transcription corepressor activity. The record is from RefSeq and is a predicted model, not a curated record. The coding region runs from base 245 to 2050 and encodes 601 amino acids. Lineage: Eukaryota; Fungi; Ascomycota; Sordariomycetes; Sordariales; Chaetomiaceae. Gene Ontology annotation, biological process: phospholipid biosynthetic process; regulation of transcription by RNA polymerase II; endoplasmic reticulum unfolded protein response. Gene Ontology annotation, cellular component: endoplasmic reticulum; nucleus. The transcript is spliced from 2 exons.